This is a messenger RNA of Annulohypoxylon truncatum, 2208 nucleotides long. RefSeq names its product P-loop containing nucleoside triphosphate hydrolase protein. Lineage: Eukaryota; Fungi; Ascomycota; Sordariomycetes; Xylariales; Hypoxylaceae. Gene Ontology annotation, molecular function: ATP binding; ATP hydrolysis activity. Bases 1 to 2208 code for a protein of 735 amino acids. The transcript has 5 exons. The record is from RefSeq and is a predicted model, not a curated record.
AUGACAUCUAUGGAAGCAGAAAGCGCCGUAACCAUCCUGUGUACCUCUAAACAAACUCGCUUCAACAUCGGAACUCCUAAUCAUCGCGAACUAGAUAUCGAGGGACUGAAUAUCACGGUUACAUCAGGGGUAAAGACCAACGCCAAAGGCAAGGCCAAGGCGAAGAGCGAAGGAAUCGAGAUUCUUGCCAAUGCCAAGCUGAGGUUGAAAGCUGGCCAGCGGUAUGCUUUGAUAGGGAGAAAUGGCACUGGAAAGUCAACUUUAUUGAAAGCUAUAGCCGAGAAGCUCAUUCCAGGUAUACCAGAAGAGAUGCGCGUAGUCAUCUUACAGCAGACUGACACUGGAGACGCAAAUACGGACGAUGGCCCGGCUUCUACCUCUGAUAAUGGUGAGGGGCCGGUCGUGUUAGAGGAAGUCAUUGAACGAGCUACGGCCAAACAUGCGGUGCAGCGAGAAAUAGGCAUCUUAUCCAAGGGCAUUAACAGUGGAGAUUCUUUCGGCACCUUAAGAGCCUUUCGAAAAAUUCACCAUGAACGUCUCCAGAAAGAGCUAUUCCUGAAGGAUAAAGAUGCUAGGCUUCGUAGUGGCGCUAGGGGUAUGCAGGCUAGAAAAGCUUUGACUGUGAUGGAGAAGAAAGUUGCUCAAUUUCAGUCACAGUAUGAAGAAAACGACGAGGACAUCUCGCCUGAGACGCUAUCCAAAGAGACAACUGAAGCAGCAGAUAUGCUAGCUGACCUCCAACUCCAAGUCGAACCCUCAAAAUUAGCAGACGUCGAAUGCAAGGCGAAGAAGAUACUCACAGGUCUCGGUUUCACCGACUCUCGCAUGGCACAGCCCGUAUCAAGCCUUUCAGGAGGCUGGAAGAUGCGAACAGCCCUAGCAGCCGCACUACUCCAAGAAACCGACAUCCUCAUCCUCGACGAGCCCACCAACUUCCUCGACUUGCUCGGGAUCAUCUGGCUGCAGCGGCACCUCACCUCCCUCGCCUCGUCGCCCGACGCGCCGACCCUAAUCCUCGUAUCCCACGACCGGGACUUCAUCUCGCUAUGCACGGACCUGCUCAUCCUCAAAGACAAAAACAUCGAACCCUUCCACGGCGACCUCCCCGCCUACGAAGCCGCGCGGGCGGAAAAAAGGACGCAUAUGGCUAAAGUGAAGGACGCGCAGGAUAAGCAGAAAGAGCACAUGCAGCAGACGAUCCAGCGCAACUUGCGCGAGGGCAAGGCCAAGGACGACCAGAAUAAGAUCCGCCAGGCUAAGUCGAGGCAGAAGAAGCUGGACGGGAGAUGGGGCCUCGAGACGAGCGCUAAGGGGGGCAGGUUCAAGCUCAAUAGGGAUCUGGUCGGGUACCAUCUUACGAGUCGCGCGGAGGUCGAGGUUCCGACUGACGAGAAGCCGGUUAGUUUUGCGAUUCCGGGGCCGUCUGAGCUGAGGUUUCCCGGGGCGCUGGUUUCGUUGGAGGGGGUGGCAUUUAGGUACCCUGGGGACAAGAGCAAGGCGAAGAUGGUGCUGAGAGAUGUUAGUUUGUCGGUUGGGGUGGGCGAUAGGAUUGGUGUGGUGGGGCUGAACGGGAGUGGCAAGUCGACUUUGGUUAAGCUGCUCGUUGAGGAGACGAGGCCCGUUGCGGGGACGCUGACGAAGCAUCCGCGCCUGAAGUUGGGGUAUUAUGCUCAGCAUGCUGUGGAGGAGUUGCUGAAAUUGGGACGAGGGGAACCGGAGCUGACGGCUCUGGCUCUGCUAACGAGAGAAGUCCACGGCGAGCUGGAUGAGGGAGAGACUCGUGGUCUGUUAGCUCAGCUGGGUCUUCCCGGACGUCUGGCAUCGGAUGUUCCUGUUCGCAGACUGUCCGGUGGGCAACUUGUCAGGCUCGAGAUGGGACGUAUACUCUGGCAGCGACCGCAUUGUCUGGUAUUAGAUGAAGUGACCACGCAUCUUGACUACGAGACCGUGGCUGCGCUUAGAGAGGCGCUGAGGGACUGGGAGGGCGCGGUUGUGGUGAUUAGUCACGACCGAUGGUUUGUGCGUGGAGUGGUGGAGGGCAUUGGGGAUGAGGAGAGUGAAGAUGAGGAUGACAGAGCGGGGACCAAGGCAGCAAGGAGGCGGGUUGUGUAUAGGCUGAAAGCUGGGGAGAUGAAGGUUUUAGAGGGAGGAGUGAGUGAAUUUGAGGAGGGGGUUGAGAGGAGGGUUAGGAGGUUGGAGGGGUAUUAA